Molecule: messenger RNA, 1614 nt
Organism: Coprinopsis cinerea okayama7#130
Lineage: Eukaryota; Fungi; Basidiomycota; Agaricomycetes; Agaricales; Psathyrellaceae
Product: O-methylsterigmatocystin oxidoreductase
Exons: 11
Coding region: 1-1614 (537 amino acids)
Molecular function (GO): monooxygenase activity; heme binding; iron ion binding
Source: RefSeq, a predicted model, not a curated record
AUGUCUUAUUUCAUGACGUUUUGUGACCCGGUGUUUCCUCUUCGCUUAACGACCUCACAUCGACUGGCAGUCCUAUUUAUGACUCUCCUCGGUGCGGUAUCACUCGCUCGGAUGCUCUGCAGGCGCAAGAGGAAUCCUAGUGGAUUGUCCUUGCCUCCAGGACCGAAAGGGCUCCCGAUUCUUGGAAAUCUACUGCAGAUGCCCUCGGAACGUCACUGGGAAGUGUACAAGGAGUGGGGGAAGCAAUACGGCGAUAUAAUCUACCUGGAAGUUCUCGGUUCCCCCAUCCUAGUUCUCAACUCUUUAGCCCCUGUCGUUGAUCUCCUGGAGAAGGCUGCACCCAUUUUCUCUGACCGGCAAUACGUACCUGCCUAUGAAAUGAUCCGCGUCACUUGGAACUUUGUCACAAUGGACUACUCCCAGAGAUGGCGAGAUCAUCGACGCUCCUUUCACCAGUUCUUCCACCAGAGAGAAGUCCAGAAAUAUAGACCGAUUAUCGAACAGGAGGUACAUGCCUUCCUGGGACGGAUUGCGAAUAACCCAAAGGCGCUAUUACAGGAAACUCGAUAUUGCUUUGGGGGAAUAAUUCUCCGUAUCUCGUAUGGCGUGGACGAUUACGAGUACAACAAAUCCCUCAUCGCUCAUGCCGAGCUAUCCGUGAAAGGGUUCUCCGAGGUCACUCUGCCAGGUCGGUUUUUGGUCAAUCAGUUCCCGAUUAUGGAGCACAUCCCUUCUUGGCUUCCCGGAGCUGGGUGGAAACGUAGGUUGGAAGAGGUGACGGCUGCUUCGGAGGUUAUCUUGGCGAAGCCUUUCAGAGAGGCUAAAGAACGAAUUAGGAGUGGGCAGGAAACUGAAUUUAUGAGUGUUGCCGCUCGCCUCAUUGAGUUGCUACCAAAUGAGGAUGAUCCAAGUUAUGCGUCGGAAGAAGAACUGGCGAGGAAUACUGCCCUCGUGGCCUACUUUGCUGGUUCUGAUACAACGGUUACAUCGACUCAUGCUCUGUUUUUCGCUCUGGCGACCCAUCCGGAAGUACAACGCCGGGCGCAGGAGCAGAUUGACGCGAUCGUCGGGAAGCAUCGCUUACCCACUCCCGAGGAUUGCUCUCAGUUACCCUACGUCCAUGCCAUCGUCAAAGAGGUGAAUCGCUGGCACACUGUCCUUCCUCUCGCCAUUCCACACGUUUCUUCCCAAGACUUUGAGUACAAUGGUUACUUCAUUCCCAAAGGAACAUCCGUUCUACCCAACGCCUGGGCCAUCAUGCACGAUGCUAACACGUUCAAAGACCCUUUCGAGUUCAGACCAGAGCGUUAUCUAACCGAAGACGGGAACCUUGAUGCAUCUGUUUUAGAUCCAAACGCCGGGCAAUUCGGGUAUGGGCGGAGGAUUUGUCCUGGUCGUCAUUUGAGCAAUGAAGCUCUCACCUACUUCGUCGCAUGUUUCCUCGCAGUGUUCGAGAUCAAGCCUCCAAAGGACGAACUUGGCAACUGCUUACCGAUGGAAAUGAAGGUGAACUCCGACCUUCUGUGCGCCCCUGAACCUUUCGAUUGCGAGGUUACCCCUCGUUCGCGCGCCCACCUGGCACUUGUCAGGGACUUUGUACCAAGCUCGAAUUAG